GUGGGGCCUUCCAGAUAUAAAUAUAAAGAUCAGCACAGCACGAAGCCAGGUCCAAACCCCCUGACUUUGUCAGACUGACAGGCUGCAGACAAUCUUCAGAUCCUCUUCAACAUCAACUGGAAACAGGUAAACGUGGCAAUGUCAGCAAUGUCCGACAAGCAAUCCCAGCUCCCAGACGAAGGGCAAAUUUCUAACUACUUUCAACUGAUGGUGCAGUCGGAGGUUAAUGUGGAGAAAUUUUUGUUACCAACAAUUGCAUGUGUCACUAAUUUAAGUGACCUAGUGCGACAGGUUAGAAAGAUAAAUGAUGUUAAACUGAAGCCAAGCAAUACAGACAAGAAAUCCUUGUUUCCAAAUCCAGAGUCGUUCAAGAGUUGCCUGAUGAAGCUUUGCAAUGAAACCGUAAACUCACUUGAUGAGACCAGCAAUAACUUGCUUAAAAUCCGGAAUAGUUGUAAAGGUAUUACUAACCACCUGGAGAACUUCCUAAAAGCACAAGCAUCAAAUCAACCCUCUGACAAGCAGCUGAACAGCAUUCAGACUUGUGCAAUUCGAUGCAAGGAGAAAGCAGAUUCAGUGGAACAGAAGCUCUUCAGUCUGAGUGGUCUUUACUGUGAGCUCCUGGAGAGGUGUGCAGAUUCCCAGAUUGCCAGUCAGGAUAAACUGGAAGAAAUAAGGGAAUUCCUGGGAAAAGCCAGUGAAAGGAAUAUGGCAAUAAAGAAGGCAAAGAGUGAGUUAGACAAUGAAUGGAGUCAAGUCUCCCAAGGACGUGAGGAAGUCCUCAAUAAAUAUGCGGAUGUGAGCUCCAGUGCUCACGUUGAUGAGUUUUGUGUGGAAGGUCUGAAGAAAAUGAAGGAGAUGCUCCCUGAAAUUGUGGAUUUUUUCAGUAAAGUGACCAAUCCAGUACAGCUGGCAGUGGAGCUGGGGAAAGGGUUAGUGUUUCUCACAAAACUGAUAGCUGAUCUCUCCGGCAAAGGAUCUUCAGAAUCAAACUUGGAAAUCAGUAAGUUCCUCAGCAUGGUUCGAGAACAGGCAGAACAGAAGAUCAAAGAAGUAAAACGCGAGCUGGAGAAGUCACAAAGUAAGUAUAAAGAUUGUUAUGAAAAUAUGAAACGUUUGGAUGCAGAGAGUGAACAACUAUCAAGAGCGAUACAGGGCACUCAGUCCCAGGAGGAGGCUGUCAAGACCAACCUACAGCUGAUGGUUGAAGGCCUGGAGGUACUUGGGAACAUCCAAUCCAACUGGUCAGAUAUGAUCAAAUUCAUUCAAUGCGUCCCCAAGCUAACUGAAAGUUUCCUGAAGACAUUUGCCCAGUUUGGUAGUAACGCUGAAGGAAUCCCAGAGUGUGCUCCAGAGAUUUUAGCCAGCAAUCAGAUCCAAGUGUCCCAGGCAGUCAGCAUCAUGAACAUCAUUGAGAAAGUGUCUGAAACCUAUGUGCAGAUUUAUGAGGAUUACCUUCAAACUCCGCUGCGUGACCUGAGCUCAUUGCUGGGUGGACAGGGCUCAGACAACAAGUUUAAUGAUAUUCAGAGAAAAUGUGAAACAGCAAAAGAGAAAAUACGUGAUCGGGUCACUCAGAAACAAGAAGCAUUUACCAAGAAUGGGACUGAAGCUAUUAAAAAACUCUGAUUUGCUGAAAUAAGAAAAUCAAUCCAAUAAAAGUGCCAAUUGCUGAUCUUCCGCCUCUGUUCACAGUAUGUUCUAAUGUUCCUGGAUUCUCUGUGACAUUAAGAUUCUAACUCUCUCCGUCUUACAUAUAUUCAAUGAAGGAGCUUCACAACCCUCAGCAGAGAGAAUUUCAAAGGUUCACUACCCUCUGAGUGAAAAAGAUUCUCAUCUCAGUCCUAACCGAUUGUCCACUUCACCAGCUCUCUCGUCAUACCAAUUGGACAUUUUUUUAAUGCUAAAGCUUCUACUUUUGCACAUAAAUCACCCCUGAAACUCAAUUCCAUGUUCAGUUUACUG
Molecule: messenger RNA, 1965 nt
Organism: Stegostoma tigrinum
Lineage: Eukaryota; Metazoa; Chordata; Chondrichthyes; Orectolobiformes; Stegostomatidae
Exons: 2
Coding region: 139-1629 (496 amino acids)
Source: RefSeq, a predicted model, not a curated record